Messenger RNA from Drosophila melanogaster (fruit fly), 1232 nucleotides. RefSeq names its product inositol phosphate kinase 2 (gene Ipk2). The record is from RefSeq and is marked reviewed. The coding region runs from base 130 to 1059 and encodes 309 amino acids. Gene Ontology annotation, biological process: inositol phosphate biosynthetic process. The transcript has a single exon. NCBI's taxonomy places the organism in Eukaryota, Metazoa, Arthropoda, Insecta, Diptera, Drosophilidae. Gene Ontology annotation, molecular function: kinase activity; inositol-1,3,4,6-tetrakisphosphate 5-kinase activity.
UUAGUCAUCACUGGUUCAGAGCGGUAAGUGCGCGCUACGUUUUCUGUGCGACAUUUGCAAAGGCAAUCCGAUUGCCGCCUUCAGAGGUGCUGCUCCUGGACCAGACUACUGGACUACUACCGCGCCGUCAUGGCCAAGAGUGAUCAGGAGCUUCCCGAGGGAUUUCGCCAGCUAAAGACACAGGUUGCGGGUCACACAUUCGAGGAAAGCAACGCGGAGGCAGUGGGUCUUCUGCAGGACUCGAAGGCGGGAUGCGUACUGAAGCCUCUGGGGAAGCCGGAGUGCGGCGAACGGGAGCUGCGCUUCUAUGAGUCACUCGCAGAGGCAGGUGCUUCAGGUGAUAAUGACCUCCUGGCGCUGCUCCGCGGUCACGUCCCCCGGUUUUACGGCCCCCUAAAACUGGUUGUGAAUCGGCGCGAGCGCACGUUCCUGCGCCUGGAAGACCUCACGCGAUCGUACGCAAAGCCGUGCGUCAUGGACGUGAAGAUGGGUAAACGAACUUGGGAUCCAGAGUCCUCGCCCAACAAACGAAAGGUUGAGGAGGCCAAGUACGUUAUGUGCAAGCAAAAGCUGGGCCUUUGCUUGCCGGGAUUCCAAGUGUACCUUCCCAAGGAGGAGCACACUCAGGAGACCACAAUCCUGCGCCACGGGAAGGACUACGGGAAGAGCUUGAAUGUGGAGGGAUUCAAGCAAACUAUGGCCCUGUUUUUCAAUGCCAGCACAAGUGAUUCCAAGAGCAGGAGAGCGGGCUGUGAGUUGCUUUUGAAGGAAGUACUCCGCCAGCUGCAGGAGAUCCUAGCGUGGUUUCAACGGCAGCGCCUGCUGCAUUUCUAUGCCAGUUCUUUGCUCAUCUGCUACGACUAUUCAAGACUGGCUGAUCCCCCAAAGCCGUUGAUAAACGGCUACCACCAAAAUGAUGAUGACCCCGCCACUUGGGUGCGGGUCAAAAUGAUCGACUUUGCUCAUGUUUACCCGGCAGAACAGGGCUUGCCGGACGAGAACUACAUGUUCGGUCUCCAGAGCCUGAUAGAAGUCGUCCAAUCAAUACUCCACCGAUGAUGAUCAAAGCGGACCAAGACCACUCAAAGAUGUAGUAGAAGUUCCAAUCUCAUUGCAAUGAGACACUUUUGUAUUAUCGUCUAAGCCAAAUGAUUAGUCCACAGUAGAUACCCAUCCGUUUAAGGAACACGGGCGGAGCUACUCUAAACGUAGAAUAAAACCAGAUUUUUUAG